AUGUACAGCAUUCCGUUCAAAGUCCCCGGGAGUCGUACAGAUCGUGAACUACUUCAUUAUUACUGCUGCGAAGCAGCAGAUUCCAUUUCCCGAUUCUCAGAGAAUACACUAUGGAAACACCUCAUUCUACAGAGAAGUCAAGACCAGCCUGUAAUACGCAGUUCUCUAGUUGCGCUUAGCUGUCUGUAUCGCGACUACAGUUUUUCCGAGUCACCACGCCUUAAGGUGUCUGUCAAGCAUAUUCAGCUCAUUACCAGAUCACACUCUCAGCUCCGUGUGCAUCUUGCCCGGGACGCUUCAGUUGAAGUUGCACUUAUCUGCAGCCUUAUAUUCUAUACAUUCGAGUGUCUGAUCGGCAAUGUGCAACAAGCGUUAUGGCAUCUUGAUCAAGGUCUAAAUAUGUUGCGACGUAUUCAGCCUGAUUACCCGUGUCUGACGAAUGACCAGGAGUCUUAUGUGCAAUUGAUGGCGAUAUUUUCCCAGCUUGACAUUCACGCCAGUAUAUUCCUCGACAGGACGCCUGUUCUGAGACUUGCCUCGCCAAAAGAAGUUUCAGAGAUGGUGCCUACGGUUGUAGAGGAAAUUUCCGAUCUACCUGAGCUGGAAAAGUCACUUGUCGUGCUUCAAAAUUGGAUUUUGUGGCAUCUAACGGAAUUUGUGGAAUACAAGAACCUACCUCUAGCUCAAGUGCCAUCCGUUGUUAUUCAGGAAAGGCUGAACCUGGAGUCCCAACUCCAAAAGUUGGAAGAAAAAGUAGAGAAAAUGACGACGAAUGAACAUUUCCAAUCAUUUGAUUCCUCGCAACGCCAACGACUCAUUCUACUACGAAGCCAAGCGCUUAUUUUUCAUGCGGUUCUCUUGGAAAACAUCUCCUGUACCCUCGAUGGCGCAAAUACCCCUCUAAAUGCCUCUUACAGAUUCGAUCUCGCGCUUACCCAAAUAUCAACACUUCUAUCAUCCAAUGAAUGUGAUUCUGAUUCUGGAAAGACAUCGCCUCCCAAGCGGGGUUUCACCCUUUCUACAAACAUUAUCGCGAUGCUAUACUUGAUCUGUUUAAAAACAAAUGAUCGCCGUAUCCUGCGCAGGUCACUCUUCUUAAUGCAGGGGUCUUCAUCUACAUCCCGUGAUGGACUUUGGGACGCACGAACGGCUGUAGCUAUUGUGAAGGCUUUGCUAUCAGAAGACGAUAUACAAAGUGGAGUUCCGGAGAUGGAUUUCAAAUUAGAGUACGUGGGCUCUGAUAUCGUGGAUACGGAAGGUGGGUUAGAAGAAGCAUUCAAGAUGCUACAAUUAGAAAAUGUGGGCAUUUGA
Molecule: messenger RNA, 1311 nt
Organism: Penicillium pulvis
Lineage: Eukaryota; Fungi; Ascomycota; Eurotiomycetes; Eurotiales; Aspergillaceae
Exons: 1
Coding region: 1-1311 (436 amino acids)
Source: RefSeq, a predicted model, not a curated record